Uranotaenia lowii is the source of this 596-nucleotide messenger RNA. RefSeq names its product phospholipase A1-like. NCBI's taxonomy places the organism in Eukaryota, Metazoa, Arthropoda, Insecta, Diptera, Culicidae. Gene Ontology annotation, molecular function: lipase activity. The record is from RefSeq and is a predicted model, not a curated record. The annotation marks the transcript as partial. The transcript has 4 exons.
GUGGACUCCCGCUAAUGUACAGCCCAGCCCCACGAGGCGAUUGCGAAAAUUGCUGCCCCAUCCGGGAACCGAAGGAUAUUCAGUUUUUCCUGUUCACAAGACAAAACCGUGACAAGGGAGAUGUGCUCUUCGUUUCGGACAAGAAACAUCUGCGAAAGUCCCACCUCAACAGGACCAAUCCGUUGGUGAUCUAUAUGCAUGGGUUCUCGGAACGGGCACCAGGCGGCGCCGGCGAGAGCAGCAAACAGAUGAAGGAUGCUUUUCUGGACGCCGGUGAUUACAACGUGGUUCUGGUGGAUUGGAGCCCCCUAACGGCGCUCCCGUGGUACGUCAACUCGGUGCAGAAUGGGCCCCGAGUAGGGCGGUACAUAGCGCGGUUCAUUCGAUUUCUGGUCCUAUCGAAUUACCCCCUGAAGCAGAUCCAUCUGAUUGGGUUCAGCCUUGGGGCGGAAGUGGCCGGUUUUGCCGGCAAGACGCUGAACGAGUGGGGCAUGAAGCUGCCCAGGAUUACGGUUCCGGAUCGGGGGAAGGCAACAAUGGACCUGGGAGCUUCGGUCGAUCGAAAAAAAAAGAAACCUCCAAACUUUGGCAACUAA